CCACGCAGAGGUCUUUUUUCACAUUGGAAUUGUACACUGUGCUGUAGAAUAAAACCUAAACAUGGCCAAGGUGAUCACAAUGCUUCAAACCCUCAGAAAUCAUUGGAAAAAGACUACAUUUGGAACCUGCCUGCUUACCUGGGGAGGAAACUGGCUUUAUGGAAAACACUGUGAUAACCUGCUAAGGAGAGCUGCAUGCCAAGAAGCCCAGGUAUUGGGCAACCAAACUAUUCCUUCCAAUAUGCAGAUAAAGAAAGCAACAGUAUUUCUCAACCCUGCAGCUUGUAAAGGCAAAGCCAGGAAUCUUUUUGAAAAGAAUGCAGCCCCAAUUCUCCACUUGUCUGGUUUGGAUGUGACUGUGGUGAAGACAGAUUAUGAAGGACAAGCAAAGAAGUUGCUGGAGCUGAUGGAAAACACCGAUAUGAUAAUCGUUGCAGGUGGCGACGGAACAGUGCAAGAGGUUAUAACUGGGCUCCUCCGAAGGGCAGAUGAGACAGCUUUCAGUAAAAUUCCUAUUGGAUUCAUUCCUCUUGGAAAGACCAGCACUUUAAGUCAUACACUUUACCCUGAGAAUGAUAACCAAGUCCAAUGUAUCACUGAUGCCACAUUGUCCAUACUGAGAGGAGAGACAGUUCAACUUGAUGUAUUACAGAUCAAGGGGAACAAAGAGCAGCCAGUGUUUGCUGUAAAUGGCUUACGGUGGGGGUCUUACAGAGAUGCAGGAGCAAAAGUCAGCAAAUACUGGUAUCUUGGACCUCUGAAAAUCCAGGCAGCCCAUUUUUUUAACACAUUAAAGGAGUGGCCUCAGAAACAUCUAGCCUCCCUUACCUAUUUGGGCCCAAUUCCAAGGCCUCCUGAGGAGCCAGAGCAGAAGACAUCUAGACCUUCUUUAUAUAUUAGGCUUUACAAGAGGCUUGCAUAUUAUUGGACACCCACUCCCAAAGAAAUCCCAAAGGAGGUAGCUCCAGAGACCUGGCAUGAAAUCCCACUGUCUGCCCUUGAAUUCUCUGUCACUACUCAGAACAGGCAUCUUGACCCGAAACGUGAAGAAGACUUCAUGAAUAUUUGUAUUGAACCAGAUGCAAUCACUAGGGGAGACUAUGUAAAAAGAGGAAGCCAAAAGAUGCAAGACCCCCACUUGUGUCCUGAAGGAAGUCAAUGUCUUCAGGCUAGCAAGUGCAUUUUGCAGCUUCCAGAGGAUACAGAAGGCUCUUUGGCUAUAGACAAUGAGGAGUAUGAAGCAAUGACAGUGGAAGUGAAGCUGUUGCCCAGGAAACUCCUUUUCUUCUGUGAUGCCAGAAAAAAAGUAGAAACGCUUCAAGGUGUAUUGUAAUCAAAGCAGCUGUGAGCUGUGCAUCUCAAAAACAGUUACUUUACAUCCUGGCUAUUAUUCCAGAAUUAUUUCAAAUGAACUGCAGCCAAUACAGAUGCCAAAGGAGAUACAUCUAAAAGAUCUCUGAAAUAAAGAGUUGAGUUGGAUAAUUGCCUGAACUGUUUAAUGAACUGCAUCUGAAGACUACACAUCUUUCCUUCAGUUAUAAUGAAAGCCUUUGUUUUCCAAACUAUGCAAGGCUGAAAUUGAGCUGCAGAAGUAUUGAGUUCCUUAUUGAGGAAGAAGGGCUAAGGUGGAAACAGUCCUUCGUUUUUCUUUUGGGUACAGUUAUUUCACCAAGGAAUGAUUUCCCAAAUGCCUCUGUGGCAGGUGUUUUCUAGUUAAACACUUUUGGACAUAAACAUGUUUGUAUGCCUGCAUAUGUAUUUCAAGUUAUUGAACAUGUUCCUACUUUCUCUCAUUUUGCUUCCCUUCCUGUUUAAGUAGUUAAGGGGUGGAUAUCCCAUCAGCUUCAUGCACCUGUUCUUAGAAAAGUGAUGAAAAUUAAGAGAUGUCUCUAGGAAAAGUAUUUAAAAUGUAAUCACUUAAAUUGUGAUCAGUGAACCAUCAGACCAGAGCCCAGCUGCUUGACUGGCAGCCUUUCUCUGGUAUUGAGCACACGUUAUUCUACUCUUCUUCUCCAAGAGGAGGAGAUGAUGAUGAUGAAGAAAAAAGGAUCAAAUCUGGAAAUUUUCGUAUCGUAUGCAAAAGACCCAUCAUCUCUGCUCCCAUCAAGCUUCUAACACCUAGCAUUUGACAAAGGAGAUCUCUCGAGGCAUACAAGCCACCUGAAUGUGGAAAAAUUCUGGAGUUUUGUUUGCACUGAGAACAAAAUGAAGCAGUUUAUUUCAUGUUUUGAAUGUUCUUACACGCCACGGUUCGUUUUUUCAAAAAAUGCCUCCAGUCAGCUAUGGGGACUCAGUGCAUUAAUCAAUAAAACAACUGGCAAUUUUCCUAUUGCCACUGGGUGAAGCUAAUUGAGAGGAGGGAAUUAUCUUCCUAUUUACCUGUUAGAGAAGUUUAUUUUCCAUUUUUAAUGGUUUGCUAUGAGGAGUUAGGGUUGUCCUGUAAUGUUGCCCCAUAUGUUGUGCGUCUGUUCUUGUUUACAUAGAAUUCCAAAUACAAAAUAAUGCACAGCAUGUGUAUAGUGUUACUUUGCUAUUCAGUUUUCAAGUUACCAAAUACUAAACAUGUUGCUUUGUUGAGCUUUAAAGACAGGGCCAAAUGUAAAAAAUUGUGUAUUGUACAAGCAUGAACAUUAAGAAGCCAUAAAUCAAUAGCUAGAGAAGUGUUAAGUUGUUCAUGAGCUGGGUUGAAAUGAAUCCAUGAUUAAAUAUUGUUUCUUUGAUGGGCUGAGGUUCUAUAGCUGGCACUCAUUAACUACUGCUUUGUCUG
This is a messenger RNA of Candoia aspera, 2767 nucleotides long. It is a transcript of the gene AGK, whose product is annotated as acylglycerol kinase. The transcript is spliced from 15 exons. Gene Ontology annotation, cellular component: cytoplasm; mitochondrion; membrane. NCBI's taxonomy places the organism in Eukaryota, Metazoa, Chordata, Lepidosauria, Squamata, Candoiidae. Bases 62 to 1333 code for a protein of 423 amino acids. Gene Ontology annotation, biological process: phosphorylation; sphingosine biosynthetic process; ceramide biosynthetic process. Gene Ontology annotation, molecular function: ceramide kinase activity; acylglycerol kinase activity; ATP-dependent diacylglycerol kinase activity. The record is from RefSeq and is a predicted model, not a curated record.